Molecule: messenger RNA, 2476 nt
Organism: Balaenoptera ricei (Rice's whale)
Lineage: Eukaryota; Metazoa; Chordata; Mammalia; Artiodactyla; Balaenopteridae
Gene: GAS6
Product: growth arrest specific 6
Exons: 15
Coding region: 182-2197 (671 amino acids)
Cellular component (GO): extracellular region
Molecular function (GO): calcium ion binding
Source: RefSeq, a predicted model, not a curated record
CCGCGCGAGCGCCGCGGUGCAGCCGCCGGGAUGUGACCUUCAGAGCCGCCCGCACGGGAUGACCGGAGCCAUCGCCCCGCGGCGCCCGCGCCUCGCCACGGCCCCGCGGGCGCUCUGACCGCGCGCGCCCGGCUGCCGGCCCCGGUCUCAGUCCCGGCCGUCGUCCCCGUCCCCGCCCGCCAUGCCGCCCGGGCCCGCCGCCACCCUGGGCACUGCGCUGCUCCUGCUGCUGCUGGCCUCCGAGUCCGCGCACACCGUGAUCCUGCGGGCGCGCGAGGCGGCGCAGUUCCUGAGGCCCAGGCAGCGCCGCGCCUACCAGGUCUUCGAGGAGGCCAAGCAGGGCCACCUGGAGAGGGAGUGCAUCGAGGAGCUGUGCAGCCAGGAGGAGGCCCGUGAAGUGUUCGAGAACGACCCCGAGACGGAGUACUUUUAUCCAAGGUACUUAGAAUGCAUCAGUAAACAUGGAUCUCCGUACAAAAAGAACACAGAUUUCAUCACCUGCGUGCAAAAGCUGCCUGACCAGUGCUCCCCAGACCCCUGCGAUAAGGAGGGCACCCAAGUCUGCCAGGACCUCAUGGGCAACUUCUACUGCCAGUGCAGAGACGGCUGGGCGGGACGGCUCUGCAACAGAGACGUCAAUGAGUGCAGCCAGGAGAACGGGAGCUGCAGCCAGAUUUGCUACAACAAGCCGGGCAGCUUCCAGUGUGGCUGCUACAGCGGCUAUGCACUCUCCCUGGACGGCCGGACCUGCCACGACUUGGAUGAAUGUGCCGACUCAGGCGCCUGCGGGGAGGCUCAGUGCCAGAACCUGCCGGGCUCUUACUCCUGCCUCUGCGAAGAGGGCUACGCGUUCAGCUCCCAGGAGAAGUCCUGCCGAGAUGUGGACGAGUGUGCGGAGGGGCGCUGCGAGCAGGCCUGCGUCAACUCCCCGGGGAGCUACACCUGCCACUGCGACGGGCGCGGGGGCCUCAAGCUGUCCCAGGACAUGAACACCUGCGAGGACAUCCUGCCCUGCGUGCCCUUCAACGUGGCCAAGAGUGUGAAGUCGCUGUACCUGGGCCGCAUGUUCAGCGGGACGCCCGUGAUCCGGCUGCGCUUCAAGCGGCUGCAGCCCACGAGACUGGUGGCCGAGUUCGACUUCAGGACCUUCGAUCCUGAGGGCGUCCUGUUCUUCGCCGGAGGCCAUCGGGACAGCACCUGGAUCGUCCUGGGCCUGCGGGCCGGCCGACUGGAGCUGCAGCUCCGCUACCAGGGCGUGGGCCGCGUCACCAGCAGCGGGCCCAUCAUCAACCACGGCUCGUGGCAGACGAUCUCCGUUGAGGAGCUCGAGCGGAACCUGGUGAUCAAGGUGAACAAGGAUGCUGUCAUGAAGAUCGCCGUGGCCGGUGACCUGUUCCAGCUGGACAGAGGACUGUACCAUCUCAACCUGACCGUGGGAGGCGUUCCCUUCAAGGAGAAGGACCUUGUCCAGCCUAUGAACCCCCGUCUGGACGGCUGCCUGAGGAGUUGGCACUGGCUGGACGGCGAGGACACCACCGUCCAGGAGACGGUCAAGGUGAACGUGAAAAUGCAGUGCUUCUCCUUGACCGAGAGAGGGUCCUUCUUCCCUGGGAGCGGGUUUGCCUUCUACAGCCUGGAUUAUGCUCGGACAUCGCCGGAUGUCGGGACCGAGACCGCCUGGGAAGUCGAGGCCGUGGCUCGGAUCCGCCCCGCCGCCGACACGGGGUUGCUGCUUGCGCUGGUGGGCGCUGACCAGGCCGUGGUCCUCUCCGUGGCCCUGGUCGACUACCACUCCACCAAGAGGCUCAAGAAGCAGCUGGUCGUCCUGGCCGUGGAGAGCGUCACCCUGGUUCUGAUGGAGAUCAAGGUCUGCGACGGCCAGGAGCACGUUGUGACCGUCUCUGUGAACAAGGACGGGGCCACCCUGGAGGUGGACGGCACCAAGGGCCAGAGUGAAGUGAGCCCAGCGGGGCUGCAGGAGAGGCUGGCCGUCCUCGGGAGGCACCUGCAGGGCUCCGUGCUCACCUUCGUCGGGGGGCUGCCAGAUGUGCCAGUGACCUCGGCCCCGGUCACAGCCUUCUACCGCGGCUGCAUGACGCUGGAGGUCAACCGGCAGGUUCUGGACCUGGACGAGGCCACCUACAAGCACAGCGACAUCACGGCCCACUCCUGCCCCCCAGCUGAGCCGGCCGCCUAGGCUUCUGCCGCCGCCGGCCACCCGCGCAGCCACGUACGCCUCGGCUUUCUUCCCAGACCAGGAAGGACGGCGGGAGGCACCCGCACCCCCGCCCGAGACACUGAACCCUCGCCCGCCAGGUCCCCUCACGGCCUCCCUGCCCGUGUGUAACAUACGUGUAAAUAGCGGACUCAGCACCGCCCGAGCGGACCCGGGAAGAGAAUUCUGUUAUUUUUAUUACCAGAUGCUUCUCUCUGACCUAAAACUAUGGAAAAAUAAAACGUUUACGGAACCUUCCUA